AAACGGAGAGAGGAUCCUUCUCCUAUGUAAGAGACUCCAACCUACACGGGUGUCAUCAGCCGAGCCUCCUGGCAGGAGAGAUGGGCAUGGGCAGUCCUGGGGCGGUGUCGCCCACCAAGCCUGGAUCCCAGUAUUACCAGCACUACAACAACAACCCUCGCCGGAGACCACUGCACUGUGACAACAUGGAGGUCCAGACAAAGAAAGUUCGGAAAGUUCCCCCUGGUUUGCCUUCCUCAGUAUACGCCCCGUCUGCCAGCACAGCUGAUUACAACAGGGACUCACCAGGGUAUCCCUCCUCCAAACCCCCCAGUGGAGGAUUCCCCAGCCCCUUCUUCAUGUCAGACGGUCACCACAGUGCUGACCCAUGGAGCUCCUCCAGCAGUAUGAACCAGCCUGGUUACAGCGGCAUGCUGGGUAACUCCUCCCACGGCCCCCAGAGCAGCAGCUAUUGUGGCACCCACCCACAUGACCGGCUGAGCUACCCGUCACACUCCUCGGCAGACAUCAACCCCAGUCUUCCUCCCAUGUCCAGUUUCCAUCGUAGCACUGGCUCCAAUCAGUACAGUACAGCCUCCUGCACUGCCACCACCAACGGCACAGACAGCGUCAUGGGUAAGACCUGGGGACAAGGACACAGGGCUGCAGAAGACAGGACGGAAGACAGGGCUGAUUACAGUGCUAACCGGGUGCAGAGCGGGGCACCGAGCAGCUCUCAGACUGGAGACGCCCUGGGGAAGGCUCUCGCUUCGAUCUACUCUCCAGACCACACAAACAACAGCUUCUCGUCCAACCCAUCGACCCCUGUCGGCUCUCCCCCGUCACUCACAGCUGCCAGUUCUGCUGUGUGGUCCAGAAACGGAGGACAAGGCCCCUCCUCCCCCAACUAUGAGGCUCCACUCCACUCUCUGCAGAGUCGUAUCGAGGAUCGUCUGGAGCGUCUGGACGAUGCCAUCCACGUGCUGCGGAGUCACGCGGUGGGACCCUCCACUGGCAUGCCCGGCGGGCACCAAGACAUGCACAGCCUCAUCGGGGCAGCACACAACGGGGCCAUGGGAGGACUGAGUUCUGGAUACGGCACGGGACUACUCUCUGCCAACCGCCACUCAAUCAUGGUGGGCCCUCACAGGGAGGAUGGCCAUCCCAUCAGACCCAACCAAGUGCCCGUCCCCCAGCUCCCCCAGCAGUCUGCCACGUCACCUGAUAUACACCAGACUGAUACAUACCGGGCUCUCGCCAGUGGUCUCCAGGGCCAGAGCACCUCUUCCAUCUCGUCAGAGAUCAAGUCGGAGGACGAGGGUGAUGAGAACCUGCAGGAUGCCAGAGCUAUGGAGACCAAGAAGGAGGAGCCUGACAACAAGGACCUGAAGUCUAUUGAUAGGUCAAGAUCUAGCAACGCGGAUGACGAGGACUUGUCUCCGGAGCAGAAGAUCGAACGUGAGAAGGAACGCAGGAUGGCCAAUAACGCCCGGGAGCGGCUGCGCGUCCGUGACAUCAACGAGGCCUUCAAGGAGCUGGGCCGCAUGGUGCAGCUGCACCUGAAGAGCGACAAGCCACAGACCAAACUGCUCAUACUGCAUCAGGCCGUGGCCGUCAUACUGAGUCUGGAGCAGCAAGUCAGAGAGAGGAACCUGAACCCUAAGGCUGCGUGUCUGAAGAGACGUGAGGAGGAAAAAGGUUCGUCGGACGGCGGAGCGGCCCUCUCCCUGGCCGGGGCACACCACGCCAUGGGGGACGCCUCCAACCCAAUGGGACAAAUGUAAAACCUCUAAAUGGUCCAAGCUCCCGGAGUUCAUCAAGAUGAUGAGCGACCACUUCCUUUGACAACAUUCUCCUAUUUCCUGAAUCAAUCAAUCAACCGAUCACGUCAAUCAAGGAUCGAUCGAUCUGACCACCUGAUCUGACCAAUAUCUUUCCCUGACCACCUGUCUUUUGUCUUCUGUAGAAAUGAAACGAACCCAAAUGUAUAUUGGCUAUGGAACAACAUAACAGAUACUACAGUACUACAGUACUACAGGACUACAGGACUACAGUACUACAGAUACUACAGUACUACAGUACUACAUAUACUACAGUACUACAUAUACUACAUAUACUACAGUACUACAGUUCUACAGUACUGCAGAUAAUACAGUACUACAGAUAAUACAUAUACUGCAG
This is a messenger RNA of Coregonus clupeaformis (lake whitefish), 2160 nucleotides long. Its product is annotated as transcription factor 4. Lineage: Eukaryota; Metazoa; Chordata; Actinopteri; Salmoniformes; Salmonidae. The record is from RefSeq and is a predicted model, not a curated record. The transcript is spliced from 15 exons. Gene Ontology annotation, cellular component: transcription regulator complex. Gene Ontology annotation, molecular function: protein dimerization activity; RNA polymerase II cis-regulatory region sequence-specific DNA binding; DNA-binding transcription factor activity, RNA polymerase II-specific. The coding region runs from base 81 to 1763 and encodes 560 amino acids. Gene Ontology annotation, biological process: regulation of transcription by RNA polymerase II.